AUGGAGAGAAAAACUUCCUGCAGUAUUAUCAUCAUAAGCAGCAGUGAUUUGGAAGGAAAUAGACAGGUAGGUAUUAAAUAUAAGAACCGUGGCGAUGGCGAAGAGGAAAGGGAGAAAAAGAGGAUGAAUCUUUCCAGUAACAUCAGGAAGAGAAAAAGCAGCAGCAGUAGCAAAACUGACAACAGCAGUGACUGGGGAGAGAACAGUGAAGAAAAGUUUAAAAAGGAAAGUUUAAAAACUAGGAACAACAGUGAUAGUGAGGAGGAAAGGAAGAAAAAGAGGCAAAAACUCUCCAGUAACAUCAGGAAGAGAAAAAGAAGCAGCAGUAGCAAAACUGACAACAGCAGCGAUUGGGGAGAGAACAGUGGAGAAAAGGUUAAAAAGGAAAGUUUAAAAACUAGGAACAACAGUGAUAGUGAGGAGGAAAGGAAGAAAAAGAGGCAAAAACUCUCCAGUGACAUCAGCAGCAGCGCUGAAGAAGGAUGCAGCCAGAAGAGGCCCUGUGUUCAGGCCAGGAGGCCCCCCGCUUUGGACAUCACAAGCUACACAUUCCAUCGUGUACUAGGAAAGGGUACAUUUGGCCAAGUCGUGUUGGCCUCCACACCUACCAACAAUCACCAAGUGGCUAUUAAGGUCAUCCCGAAGAAGUCACGGAUGGUGAACAGAGAGAGCAUUCUACGGGAGGCACGGGUGCUAAGGGUUGCAGCUGGGCAUCCAUACCUGUGCCAUAUGCAUGCAGCCUUUCAAACACAGAACUACGCAUUCAUCGCUAUGGAGUUUGCCAGUAGAGGAAGCCUUAAGGAUUUACUCACGAAGAAACACCACCUGAAAACCAGACAAGUGAUCUUCUACUCUGCGGAGAUGGUGUGCGGCCUGCAGUAUCUUCACUCUCGUGGAAUUAUCCAUUCUGAUCUCAAACCAGACAACAUCCUGGUAAGUAGCGAGGGUCACAUCAAGAUUGCAGACUUCGGCCUGGCAGCAGAAAACAUCUUUGGCAAUGACACAAUCUGUGUCCAUAGAGGAACCAUGAAGUACAUGGCUCCAGAGGUGCUAGAAGACCAGCAAUAUAAUGCGGCGGUGGACUGGUGGGCAUUUGGCAUCAUCCUGUGCCAAAUGGCCACUGGCAGGUACCCAUUUAAUGACAAAAAUGGGGUUGCAAAAUUGAGACACUCCAUCCUUGAGGAUAGACCCAAAGUUCCAGUCUGGACUCCCUCCAAAGUAGUCACUCUCCUUAAAAAGCUCCUGAGGAAGAAGGCUUCCAGUCGUUAUGGUAUCAACGGAAACAUCAGGCAAUGCGUCUUUUUUGAUUCAAUUGACUGGGAAGCACUGGAAAACAGGAGAUUGUCACCACCAUUCCAGCUAGAAGCUUUGCAGCAACCGGCUAGGAAUAAUGAAGGGAACAACUUAUUUUUGCAUGAGAGUGCACCAAGAGGAGUUAACAUCAUUGAAGGGUUUUCCUAUCAGAGUCCCAGCUGGCAGGAGUGACUCAGUGCAGCUAAGCGAUGAUGCACAAUAUCCUUUUUUUGCAUGCACAGUGUACCAUCAAAUGUCAAUCAACAUCUGCAUCCUUUCCCCAAGGCCCCGCCUAUUCCAUCAUUCCUAUUCCAUCAUUCCUAUUCCAUCAUCUGCCUCCUAACUUCUGCUCUGUCUCCAGCUUACACCAUCUAACUAGGCCAUCACCUUAAACAUCUGUCUGGCUAUGCCAUCUGUUAAACUGGCCCUGCUGUUUCUAUCUGCCCUUACUGUCUAGUCCAACUCAGUGGGUCACCUGCUUCACCUGGCUAAACUACCUCAGGAUUUUCUUUCUGGUAUUUUACCAUAACAACUUUAAUCUGUGUCAUUUACUCCAUCAAACAUCACCUUCUGCAAUUGACACAGAUUACCCCUUAACAUACUGUUGCCCCUUCACCAAGGUGUAUCUGUCUGUGCCAUCUAAGAUGCGCUACCAUCAAAUCCAACUAAUAUAACAGAUUACUGUCCUUCUUUGUAUCCACUUUGAGAGUAACAUCUACUUAACCAACUUAUCUGUUUACUCUCUAAGGCUGUUUAUGUCUGUUUUAUCUAUACCAUCUUUAAUCUGUGUCAUCAAUUUUAUUAAUAAAUGCUACCAUAUUUUCCAUCUGCAAUUAACAUCUAUUCCUCUAUUCCAUAACAUCGGCACCUUCUACCAUCUGAUCCAUCUGCCAUUUACAUCAGCUGCUCAGGAACCAUGCCAUCUGCUCUACCUGUUCUAGUCAAAGCAGCCAAUAACAUCUAGUCAAAGCAGCCAAUAACAUCUAUGUGGCUGAAAUUUUCAAAAAAUCCCCUUUUCCCACAGCAUAUAUUUCAUUCUAUCCCUUAUCCUUACUUAAUAUACCACCUCUCUGCCUAAAAUCAUAUUCCACCACCACACUUAAUUUGCCACUACUCAAUUCUAGACUUACAUACCUCUUCCAUUUCUCACUACAUCAUAAUAAUAUUGCAACUUCCCCAAAACCAACUUGCUUCCACUACACCAGUCAUAUAUAUAUAUAUAUCACAUACCCCCCCUCAAUAAACAAUACAAGGUUACAUCUCUCUCAUCACAACGUUGAUUCAGGGAUUCGUCCGAUUGCCAUUUUGGAAUCAGGAAGGAAUUUUUUCCCUGUCUGAGGCAAAUUGGCUAUAGCUUCAGAAGGGUUUUUCGCCUUCCUUUGAAUCAACUAUAAUAAGCCAUCAUCUUUUCCUCCAUUUAUAAUAAACACCUCUCCCCGUCACAGCUAAUAUCUUUUUCAAAUUUAAAAUAAAUAAGUUAUAAAAAUUAUAAAUAAAUUUAAAAUAAAGUCUUUAAUUGCCCCUCUUAAAAAAUGCAAUGA
Molecule: messenger RNA, 2834 nt
Organism: Xenopus tropicalis (tropical clawed frog)
Lineage: Eukaryota; Metazoa; Chordata; Amphibia; Anura; Pipidae
Product: protein kinase C delta type-like
Exons: 9
Coding region: 1-1485 (494 amino acids)
Molecular function (GO): nucleotide binding; protein kinase activity; transferase activity
Source: RefSeq, a predicted model, not a curated record